AUGCUAGCAAUCGAGGAUGAUGAAUGGCGGCUAGAGACUCGUUAUAGAUUUGAGACUGCAGAUGAGGAGAUCACUUGGGUCGUGUUUCGUAGGGAAUUCAUGAGGAAAUAUUAUCUUGAAGAUGUUUGGGGAAAGAAGGAAAUUGAGUUUCUCGAACUGAAGCAGGCAAAUAAGUUGGUUAUUGAGUAUGCUGCAAAGUUUGUUAAGCUAGCCAAGUUUUAUCCGCACUAUAGCGAGGCGACAGCUGAAUUUUCAAAGUGCAUCAAGUUUGAGAAGGGGUUGCGCUCAGAGAUCAAGAAAGCAGUCGAAUACCAGAAGAUUCGUGUCUUUGCUGAUUUGGUUGAUAGUUGUCGAAUCUAUGAGGAGGAUAAUAAUACUGAUUAUAUGAUUGUCAAUGAGAGGAUAGGUAAGCACCAAAAGAACCGUGGCAAGCCUUAUGAUGCUCCCGCUAGGAAAGGUAAACAGAAAGUUGCUGAUGUUAAGAGAACUAGUGGGGGAGAUGUUCAUGCUGGCGUGGUUUGUUUCAAAUAUGGGAAACCUGAUCAUAAGAGUACUGGAUUUAGUAGUAAUGGUAUGGUUAGACUAUUAGUUAUCGGGCCUAACUUAGUGUUAGUGUUAGUAAGUGAGAGUCAGUGUCAGAAACCGAAGCAGACACAAGCUGGUGGAAAGGUGUUCGCUUUGGUUGGAACUCAAACAGCUAAUAAGGACAGACUUAUUAGAGGUACAUGUUUCAUUAAUAGUACUCAUUUAAUCACUAUUAUUAAUACUGGUGCUACUCACUGCUUUAUUGCUGCUGAUUGUGUUGAAAGAUUGGGUCUUAUGUUGUCUUCUAUUAAUGGAGAAAUUGUCGUCGAUACUCCAGCUAAGGGAUCGACGACUACUUUUCUUUUGUGCUUAAAGUGUGCUUUGUCGAUCUUCGACAGAGACUUUGUUGUUGAUUUAGUUUGUUUACCGUUAAGUGGGAUGAAUGUGAUCUUAAGUAUGAAUUGGUUAAAGUAUCACCAUGUUCAUAUUAAUUGUUAUGAUAAGUCGGUGAGGUUUUCCACUCCUGAAGAGGAGGGAGUUGAGUUGUGUCUGCUAAAUAGUUGUGACUGUUAA
Vicia villosa (hairy vetch) is the source of this 1098-nucleotide messenger RNA. RefSeq lists its product as uncharacterized. The transcript is spliced from 3 exons. The coding region runs from base 1 to 1098 and encodes 365 amino acids. The record is from RefSeq and is a predicted model, not a curated record. Lineage: Eukaryota; Viridiplantae; Streptophyta; Magnoliopsida; Fabales; Fabaceae.